CUUUACGGAAAGCUUGGCUCUUUUUUGACGUCGUAGGCGACGAUGCCGAGCCUAUAAGAGAAGGGGCCAUCAGUUAGUAGCAGUACUUGGUACGUAGGCAUAACAUGCAUGGUGUAUGCAUGCACUUUACCUAGAAUUUCCAUAUGUCUGGAUAGAGAGUAGGAAUUGGAGAGACGUGAUGUGUUAAAGACAAGAGAGACCCGCCGCGGGGUGUUUGCUGCAGGCAUAAGAGCCUUGCUUCUCUGCCGAGAAGAAGAAAAGGAAUAAAAGAAAAAGAAUGAAGGAUGAAGGAUGAAAGAUGAAAGAUGACAAGUCUGAUCUUUUCCUUCUUCUUCUUCUUCUUCUUCUUCCUUCUUUUCGCCAGGAGCAGGUGCUCUUGCUCAUCGGAUCAUAGUAUCGCCCCUUCCAACUAUACACCGGCAGCCAAAAAGCAAAGCCGCUGUCACGGUGAUGUAACUUUUUCGGUGCCGGCUCAGGCCAUCGGCACAUCUUUUAGCCGCUGCCACGGAUCCCCUUGUGCCGAGUUGCUGCCAAUCCAAUCGACUGCUUCUCAAUCUCAAUCUCAAUCUCAAUCUCACACAUCAUUGCAACGGUCUUAUACUUCUUCAGGAAAUCAAGACAAAAAGGAUCCAUCUCUGCUCCGUAUACCGCCCCCGCGCCGCCCCUCCUUUACGGCUGGAGACCACCAAAGACGAACGAAUCCGCCGCGCGGGAUCAUGAGUUGAAGCAAAGAGCCAUCGUCAACUUUCGGCCCCACCUACGGCAAAGACUCACAUAUGGCUCCGGUCCGUGGCCGCGCAGCCUGCGAUGGGUGCAGAUCUCGAAAGCAGAAGUGCGAUGAAAAAAGGUAU
Messenger RNA from Trichoderma asperellum CBS 433.97, 851 nucleotides. Lineage: Eukaryota; Fungi; Ascomycota; Sordariomycetes; Hypocreales; Hypocreaceae. The record is from RefSeq and is a predicted model, not a curated record.